GGUGCUUCAAAGGCUUUGGAAGGAGCAACCCUGGGACAGCUAGAGAGCUUCCUAGGAAGGAGAAACUCAGAAAGGAAGAGAGAGAGAGGCAGAGGCAGAAAUCAGACUCCCCCGAGCGUCUUUCAGCUCAGCACACAUUUCUAAGUGGACAACUUGCCUUAUAGCUGCUGCUGCUGUUGCUUUUUUCUCUCUUAUAUUGUGGCAUCUGGCUCGUGGAAGAGCUACUUGGGAAGCUGAGAUCAGCAGAAACCUCACACUCCAGCUUUUGGGCAGUCAGAAAGAGGAUUCCCCCUCCAGCUCUCCCUGCACACUGGGCAACUUGCUGCUAACCGAACCUGGCACGCACACAAAAUUCAUCUUCUCUCUCUCUCCCUCCCUCCCUCCCUCCUAUCAGUUGUAAGCCACAGUCUUUCCCCAGAGACUGCGGUUUGCAGAUUUGUAGCAUACUUCUAACACAGCUGGGGAGCGUGCUUCUCUCUUUCUCUCUCUCUCUCACACACACACACACUCCAAGUGAGUCUCCCUUUCUGGUCAUAGCGUUUCCAGCAUCUAUGCCACUCUCUCUUCAACAACAGCAGCCCCUCUUCACGAGCAGGCUGGCACCUGCCUUCGCUCCCUUCCUCUCCUUGCUGUUCUUGCUGCUGCUUCGCAAUGCCUGGGCACUGCCCAUCCAAACUAGCGACUCCCAGGAGGUGGUGCCAGUCUGGAUGGCAGUCCCUCCAGGAGGCGAAGGGCAGGAUUCUUUCUCCAUCAGUGCCUUUGGGAAGGAGUUUGUGCUGGAGUUGGAACCUGAUGCCAGCUUCUUAGCGCCUGGACUGAAGAUCCAGCACUUUGGAAGACAGAAGCCCGUUGGGUUCCUUGACCACGAGGAUGUGGGUCUACGCAGCUGCUUCUACUCAGGGAUGGUGAACUCUCAGCCAGACUCCCUGGUGGCUGUCAGCUUGUGCCAGGGCAUCCAUGGCUCCUUCUUGGUGGAUGGAGACAAAUACGUCAUCCAUCCCAAAGAUCACAGGAGUCAUGGAGAUCCUCUGCUGCAGGUUCACAAGCUCCAGAAGAGAGGGUGGGCAAAAGGAGCCAGAAAAAACAUUCCAGAAGGGGAAGCCCGGGCAGAACCCAACAGCACCAGCAGCAGAACCAAGAGGUUCACCUCGGAGGCUCGCUACGUAGAGACCCUGCUGGUAGCAGAUGCAUCUAUGGUCCAGUUCUAUGGAGAUGACCUGACGAAUCACAUCCUCACCUUGAUGUCUGUGGCUGCUCAGAUCUACAAACACCACAGCCUGAAGAAUUCCAUCAAUCUGGUGGUGGUGAAGGUGCUGGUGGUGGAAGACGAGAAAGCCGGGCCGGAAGUGUCUGGCAAUGGAGGGCUCAUGCUACGGAACUUCUGCAACUGGCAACAGCAGUUCAACCCUCCAAGCGACCGCCACCCAGAACACUAUGACACAGCAGUCCUGCUGACGAGACAGGAUUUCUGUGGACAUCAGAGUUGCAGUACCCUUGGAGUGGCUGAUAUUGGCACCAUGUGUGACCCCAACAAAAGCUGUUCUGUUAUAGAAGAUGAGGGUCUCCAGGCAGCCUACACUUUGGCCCAUGAACUAGGGCAUGUACUCAGCAUGCCCCAUGAUGAUUCCAAGACCUGUGAGAGGCUCUUUGGGACCUUAGGAAAGCAUCACAUGAUGGCCCCUCUGUUCAUCCACUUAAACAAGACUCUGCCAUGGUCCCCUUGCAGUGCCAUGUAUAUCACAGAAUUUCUGGACGGAGGACAUGGUGACUGUUUGCUUGAUGAGCCUGCUGAAACCAUCAUCCUCCCCACAGACCUUCCAGGUCAAGUGUCCUUCUACAACCUUGAUCACCAGUGCCAACAGAUUUUCGGCAAGGAGUUCCGACACUGCCCAAACACCACACAGGAGGACAUCUGCUCCCAGCUUUGGUGCAAGCUGGAGGCAGGAGAGCGCCUGUGCCACACCAGAAAUGGCAGCUUGCCCUGGGCAGAUGGGACUCCCUGUGGGACAGGGAAGAUGUGUUUGGACGGACGCUGUGUGGCACAAGAUACAGUGAUGCCCCAGCCGGCAGUGGAUGGAAAGUGGGGGCCCUGGAGCUUUUGGGGGCCAUGUUCCAGGACAUGUGGUGGAGGAGUGCAUUUCUCCUACAGAGACUGUGACAACCCUGUGCCUAAGAAUGGAGGCAAAUACUGCGAGGGUCAAAGAGUCAAAUAUGAGUCAUGCCACACAGAGGAAUGCCCACCAAACGGCAAGAGUUUUCGGGAGCAGCAGUGCGAAAAGUAUGACAGAUACAACUUCACAGACCCGAAUGGGAACCUGCUGGAGUGGGUCCCGAUGUACGCCGGGGUGUCGCCUCGAGACCGCUGCAAGCUGGUCUGCCGGGCUAAAAGGCGAGAUGAAUUCAAAGUGUUUGAGACCAAAGUGAUUGAUGGGACUCUCUGUGCACCUGAGACCCUCUCUGUGUGUGUGCAUGGGCAGUGCAUCAAGGCUGGCUGUGACCAUAUCAUUGGGUCACCUAAGAAGUUAGACAAGUGUGGGGUUUGUGGCGGCAACGGCUCAACUUGCAGGAAAAUAUCUGCCUCGCUCAACAGAUCUAAGUUUGGAUAUAACGACAUUGUCACAAUCCCUGCAGGGGCAACCAAUGUUGACAUCAAGCAACACAGUCGCCGAGGGGUUAGGCAUGAUGGGAACUAUUUAGCCCUGAAAACCUUGGAUGGCAAAUACCUCCUGAAUGGAAACCGUGCUGUUUCAGCUAUGGAACAAGACAUUUUCAUUAAGGGAGCCGUUCUAAGGUACAGUGGCUCCCUUACCACCUUGGAACGCCUCCAGAGUUACCAGAGGCUCCCAGAGUCCCUUACUGUCCAAGUGUUGACCGUUUCCAGCGAGAUGUUCCCCCCGAGGGUGAGAUACACAUUCUUUAUUCCCAAGGACGUCCACUUCAGCAAGCAUAAGAGCAAGGAGAAGAGCCUGGCCAAUGUAAUUAAGCCCUUGCUGACAUCGCAGUGGGUUCUGGGAGACUGGUCCGAGUGCUCGAAAUCCUGUGGCUCUGGCUGGCAGAGACGAACAGUGGAGUGUCUGGAUGUAGAAGGGCGGGCCUCCUCAGCCUGCGACAAGGCCCUCAAGCCUGAGGACAUCAAGCCCUGCAGUGACUUCCCGUGCCCCAUCUGGCAGAUGAGGCCUUGGUCCCCCUGUUCCCAAACGUGCGGAGAGGGAGUUCGGACGCGGAGCGCCUUGUGCACUGACUACGCAGGGAAACCCGUCGCCUCAGAGAAAUGUGGUUCACCUCAGCCGCUGGAAGUUACCACUGCCUGCAUGCUCCAAGAGUGCUGAGACAAAGUGGGGCUGACACAUGAUCAGAGGCAUGUGCAACAUAGGCUAACUACUAACCUAACGCAAACCAGGCUUGGUAUGGCCAAGCAAGGCAAAUGUGCACUAAUUGACCUGAACAGGCUCUGCCAAGUAGACCUGUUUGAAAAAUUAGCAGGCAUUGAAUACCAACCACUCUUCUUUUUUUCUUGCAUUAUCUUCCUCCAAAUUGCCAUCUACCUCAGUGGGGAAAAAUAGCAUGGGAUUUUUGACAAAUCGUUUGAUUUCUUUUUAAAUAUAUAUAUAUAUAUAUAUUGCAGGCCAAUACUUUACUUCUAGGAGACAUAGAAACGUGUCCUAAGCUGUUCCCAAAGAUGACCUGAAUCUCACCCACACCUUCACUGUGCUUUUUUGUGGGUCUUCUCAGAGAAAUCAUCUAAGAAUCCAUCACUCUUCAGAUACAGGGAUACCCUAACAGAUUUUUCACUAAUAUGGGUUUCUAGUAGUCAGAACAGCAACAAUCUAUUGUGGGCCUGUAACCCAGCCACCAUAUUGGAUAUUAGCCUUUGUAUAUGAUGGAGUAAGCCACUUAAUCCCACCCUGGCCACAAUAAUCAUAUCUCCUAGUCAGAAGGAUUCAUCUGGAAAACUUUCCAACCCUGUAUCAGCUGAAAAACAGGGUGCACAAUGCAAACCUGUUCUACAAGCUUUUGUCAGGAGUAGAUGAAGGCUUAUUAUACACAGUGCUUCGAAGGUAAACAUGAUCCCUUUUCUCUUGUAGUGGUUUGUCAGCUGUGGUCCACAGGUGACCUAUACUCCAUUAGAACUUGUUCCCAAGUUCUGACACCUGCACUCUUGCUAGACCAUCACGUUAUGGGUAACAGCUGCAUGAGAGACAUAGAAGCCCUGGCAAGGUCUGUAGCUUCAUGACAUAGCAUCUGCUUUGCAUGCAGAGGAUUCCAGGUUCAGCAUUUCCAGGUAGGGUUGGGAGAGAAGCUUCUCUGAAACCCUGGAGAGCCGCUGCCAGUCAGGGCAGACUAGACUGAGCCAGAUGGUCCAAGGGGCUAGCUCAGUAUGAUGGCUUCCUAUGUUUAUCAGCACCCUUGCUGGAGCAUCUUGUAAUAGCAGUAUGAGCAGAAUGAUAUUCCCACGUUGCAUUCAAUCCCCACCCCUAGCUGUUAGGGAUGCAAAAUGGCAGGUGUGGCCCAUCUUUUUGAUGCCCAUGCGACGUCUGCCAUUUUGGAAGCUUACUGAAGCAUAAUAAGAGUGCUGCCAAAUGACAUAAGUGCAACUUUAAAAUAUAUGGAGGCAGUGCUUUUGUUGUGAUGGUACUCUCCAGUACAACGUCCCGCCACCUCUUUAUUUGCUGCCCAUGGUAGCCGUUUUGUGCUGGCACUAGGGAUGGAAGGAUCUGUCAGUUUUGGUUCUCUCAGUUUCUAAUUUUUCUUAUCUUGAAUUCAGUUCUCCACAUUUCUGCAGCAAUAUUUCCGAUUUUUUUAAAAAAAAAUAAUCCUCAUGAAAAUUCUUCAGCAUUUUAGUGCAAGUUUCUCCAAAUAAAUUCCUUUUUUGUAUGUAGUUUUGAACAAUGUAUACUUUUUUGCAAGCAAUUUCCCCUAAUAUAUGCAUUUUUGUAAACAUUGCUUGAUUGGAGAACCUCAUUGCUAGUUUCCAAGGAUGCCCUGUGUUUUGGUUCUCAUAUUGUUUCAGAAAGUGCGAAUUUGAUAAAUUCGGCUUUAAAUGCAAACUGAAUCAAAUUUCUCCCUAUUCCCUCCAUGGCACCCACAGCACUUUUAUCAAGAUAGGAGUACUGGCACCUUAUUCUUACAAAAAACAAAACCACUGGCUGGAGGGGAUGCCACCAUCUGGUACUGGAGACAUGACUGGCUUCAUGUUUCAUAUUUUUCCUCCCCUCAACUUUUGGGACACAAUCAUAGAACCAGUAAAUACACUUAAAACCAAGUAGGGUUUUUCUGUGCUUGAGAAUGGUUCCUUGGUGAUAAUGUCAUCAAGCGAUGACCCAUCAGAGCCUGAAAAUAAAACUCCCUUCUUGGUUGAAUCCAGGCUUCGUAGAUCAGGAAGUGAGUUCAGCAAAUCAAUGCUAUAAACCGAGACAGCAUGAAAAACGUUUGAGAAUUGACCCUGGCUCAUUGAUCCAAAACAUUUGGGCGCCUUUGGUCUGUUGCAUAAUAAAGCCUUAAGAAAGGAAUCUCAGCUCAUCUCUUGCGCUGAGCAGUUUAGCACUUCCUUGUCUGUAAAAACCCUUUGUUGUUUCCAAGCCAUUACAUAUCUGCCAGCUAUAUGUUUGGAUAAGGAGAUUAUUCAGAAGAAGGAGAAAAAUUGGAACCUUACCUAUCAAGUGUUCAUUAAUUGUAAAUAGUUGGCCCAGUUUCAGUGUGUAUAAUAAUAUGGAUGUGACGGUGUUUACACGCACUUCAGUACCUCUCCCCCUGGUUUGUUUUACUUGUGGAUUUAUUGCAUGCAUCACAUCCCCAGACUAGUUUUCAUGCCAAGGUGACUCAAUGCUCAUACACAUGAAACAGGGAAAUGGGUGAUUAAAUAUCACAUUACUGCUAUUGGACUAAGGAACUGUGCAUCAAAGCUGCCUCGAUUUCUGCCCUGUUUAAAUUGGUGUUAACAUACCUAAUACUAAUAAGGUCAUAUCUGCACCAUACAUUUAAAGCACUCUUAUACCACUUUAACAGGAAUGGCUUCCAUCAAAGGAUCCUGAGAACUGUAGUUUGUUGAGUGCCGACUUCACAGAGCUACAAUCCAAAUCACCCUUAAAAGACUACAACCCCCAAGAUUCUCAUUGACUGUUAAAUGGGUAUGAGAGUGCUCUAAAUCUGGAAAGAUAUUGAUGAUUUUCACAUGCAUUAGCUUUCCUAGAGCUGAAACAAAGCUACUCACAGAGCUUUUGGAAGUGCUGAAGAACUCCUCCCCUUGUGGCAUUGUUGGUGUUCCUUGUGAAAAUGUUCACUUAUUUACACUGGAAGAGAAUGCUGGACUGGAUGGGACUUUGGUCUGAUCCAGCAGGGCUCUUCUUCUGUUCCAUUUGCCCUCCCUCUCUCAAUUACCCACAGUCCGAUUUGCUAUGUCACAUUCUAAUGGCAUCCUCUUCACUGUAUGAUCCCUGAAAACCCAUGUGAGUCAUCUGGAAAAGAGGGAGAAGCAGCAACCUGGGGGAAGGUGGGAGAGAUGGUGCUGAAAUUGUAACAGCCAGGGAAAAUAAUGGCCCUGAGUAGACUUUGGAAAAAUAUUUCUACUGCAUCAAAAUUGCUAGUUUCCACCCAAAAAAGAUGAGAGAAUAUUCAGUAGUUGUCUCUCUUUUUUAACUGUCAUAUUACCUUUAUGAGAGCCAGUGUGGUGUAGUGGUUAAGGUGCUGGACUACGACCUGGGAGACCAGGGUUUGAAUCCCCACCCAGCCAUGGAGCUCACUGGGUGACCUUGGGCCAGUCACUGCCUGUUAGCCUCAGGAAGGCAAUGGUAAACUUCCUCUGAAUACCACUUACCAUGAAAACCCUAUUCAUAGGGUCGCCAUAAGUCGGAAUUGACUUGAAGGAAGUCCAUUUCCCUCUCAUCACCUUUAUAUUCCAAUCCUAUCCUAGACUUUGUGCUUAGGAUUGUGGCUGUAAUCAGUAUCAUGCACCAGUUACAAAUUCGGAAUUCUUAAUAAUGGCUUAUCCACCCUUAAAAGCAAAUUAUUGUAUAAUUUAUACAACAAGAAGAUACUGGAGAGGCCUCACGGCAGCAUAGGGAAUGUUCCUAAUCCCCAUCUGCCUCAAUGAACUAAACUGAGAUGCAUCAAAAGCUACAUUUCCCAUGCUUCCUGGCAGCAAAGGAGAUGCACAGGGGCAUGCAUUGCUUCCGAGAAGCGGGGAAACAUUGUUUCCCAUAGUUCCUGAUAGGAAAGUAGGAGCAUCCAGGCCUUGAGAUUGACACCUCCCCACUUCUCACUAGGAUACGUUUGCACUGAGUGGUACCUCAGUGGUAGGGCAUAUGCUUUGAUGGAGAAGGUCCCCAGUCCAAUCCCUGCCAUCUUCAGGCAGGGCUCAGAAAGACCUAGGGCAGGCAGAGGGCAGGGUGCCUGCAUCUUUCAUAGUCAUGCAGAAGAGGGGACUUCGGCAGGUGGAGCUUGCAUGACGAGCUGUUUCCUAAAAGAAGCCCCCGCUCUAUAGAGAGUUACAGUGAAGAAGGGAGGUUGAAGAAUGCAGCAUUGCUGAACGGUACGCAAGUUAACUUUCUGUUCAGGAGGAACAGAAAUAGCUGCUCUGAAUUCCAGGAACUAUCUUCACUUUUGUUUGACAUGCUCACUUCCCUGCAGUGCUUGGCACUAACACUAGAUCUGGCAGUCCGGGCUAUAGAUCACAUUUCAUACUAAAUCUUACACCAGUGGGUGUGAUUCUGCAAGUAAUUCAAAUGGUACGACCGGAAGCCAAAGUGCAAGUUAAUGCAGGCACAUCUUAACUUACAACCCAUCUGCUUCUGAGGAGUGGGACUCCUAAGCAGUGGGAGUCGAUUCCUCCAAAAGUAAUGGGAUUAGACAUACAAGAGAAGUAUAUGUUAGGAAGCAAAGGCUGGGUUCUCAGCCCUCUGGGGUUUCCCCAUAGCUCACUGGUAGACUCCUAUCUGAAACCCUGGAGAGCUAAUGCCAGUUAGUGUAGACAGUACUCUGCAAGCUGAACCAGUGGUGUAAGGCAGCUUCCUAUGUUGACUGCAUUAGGCUAGUAAUGCAGGGGAUGGAAGCAGAUUACAGUGGAGAACUGGCAGGUGUGGGAAGAGUCAUGCACCCCUCCCAGCUGCCAGUUCUUUCCUGCAAAUACUCCUCCUCAACCCUGCAUUCAUGCUAACUGGAGCACACAUAUCUGCAAAAUGUGCGUGUGCCUGUGUAACGUAGGGUUCCUUCCUCACUUCUGCAUCCUGGGCACCAUUCAAACAUCAGCCACAGCCGAGCUAAAGAUCCAAUAAAAUGAACAGUGUUUCGUGACACGGUGAAGUCCCACUGAUUGCCAUGAGACUUAAAGUGUCUCUUUUUUUCUUUUGGAUCGUGUCCAACCAACGACUGUGAUCCAGUAAUGUAAUCUGCCCUGCUCAGCAGCUUUCAAAUUGUGCUUUCACUUCCAGCAACUCUCAGGCAAAACAUGCUUUUAAACUUAGGAGGGGGGCAAUGAGAGCUGGUCCACUUGGGCAAGUGGGACACUGCCCCACCAACCUCAGCCAGCCCUCAACUGCCUGCCUUCUUACAAGCAACCUGUUCAGGAGGUGGCACUGGGUGUCAGCUUCUUCCUCUGUAUUCUCAAUGUUGCCCUUGCAGAACUCAGCAGGAAGGACUUUUGGAGCAGAAGACAGGGACACCAACAGCAGGUGGAACCAGAGCCAGUUGCUGGCUGGGGCUGAUCGGAGUUGUAGUCCAAAACAUCAGGAGGGCACCAGGUUGGUGAAGGGUGGUCUAAUGCCUCCUUUGCAUUUAACAUACAAAGGACUUCUAGAGAGUUUCCUGAUGCAUUAAAGCAGCCUAAGUGGUCCAAAAAUUUCUUCUCUAAGGCCCCCAAUGUCAGAGUCUUAAAUAAGAUGACCCAGAAUUAUAUAUUGAAUUAACUCAGUAAGAGGAAGGGAAAUAGCUUCUGAUUGUAAUAUGCAGCUGUAUGAGGAACUGGGUUGGAUUCCACAUUAAGAAAGGCAGGAUUUGCUUUGUUGAAGCUCCAUCUCGGCUUGAACCCCAAACCCCACAUCACUGAGGAGGGAUUACGUUCCUGCCUUUAAUCUACCAAACCUGCUCCUUGCUCAUUCAUCUUCACCACGGCUGUUAACCUGUCAAGGUCUCCUCUUUGGCUGUCUGCUGCUGAGCAGGCAGAUAGUCUUCCUGAGGCUGGAGCCUCUCUUUCCUGGCCAGGAGACCUGCCAAAGCCAAGCAGAACAGCCAAAAGAUCUCCCUCUGGCACAGACUGUUUAGCCCUAGGGCAGAUACCCAAUCAGUCAACGAACUUUGAUCUUUCCAAGUAAGCUGUCUUCAAUCAAACUUGCACCAGAACCAAUGGACCCUGGAAGCAAGAGAUGUCUUAGAAAACAUUGCAAAGGCUACUGAUGAACUCUGUAUUUGGAUAGUUUCAGGGACGGAGGGGCAGGGAAUAAUCCAGCAUCCCAGCCUUACUCUACCUUUUGAGGUUCCUGCAGUUUUCUUCCUGCCCACUGCUCUCCCCCAACUGAAUGUAUUUCGCUUUUGAAAGAAACCUAGCAAGCAAUAGCUAUUGCAGUUGUUUCUCUGUCUCUCUGUUCAUAUCUCCUUGGUCUUUUCUACUUUAAAAUUAGUGUGGUAGCCCCUUGCUUGUCCACCUCCUUCCAAACAUGCCACUUUAUGCACCACUGUAAGUAUACUAUGAAUAACCUGCUCAGGGGAAGGUGCCUUAGCUUGCCUUUUAAAGCGGCAUGUUUGUGCAUCUACAGAUGAGCAGAGAUACUCAGCAGACUGCUGCUUGAAGUGGCAAUUUGGUCUACCCAGCCAGGUGCGGACAUACUGAACUAGUACAGUGACUGGUAGCCUAGGACACUUUCUUGUGAGUCGAUAGACUGGCAGGGAAGGGCUCUAGCCUUCUGGUUGAAAUGGGAGGAUAAGAAAGGGCUUCAUCUUGCCACUUCUAGCAAAGGGCUGGCAUGGAUCCUCUUCACAAAUGGCUCCACCAUGCAACUUAACAUGACAUCUGGCAUGCUUGCUUAAAGUAAGCCCUGUGCUGCUCUUGUUGUAAACUCACCAAGAACAGCACCAGACAUUUGGGGACAAAAAAGGAUAGCUUGGGUCUUCUUGUUUUGGAAAUGUAAGACCCUAUGCCAAUGUAGACAAAGACUGAGGGCCAGUCUGCACUAUACAUUUGAAGCAGUGUCAUGCCACUUUAAACAGUCAUGGUUUACCCCAAAGAAUCAUGGGAGCUGUAGUUUGUUAAGGCAGCUGAGAGUUGUUAAGAGACCCCUAUCCCCCUCACAGAGCUCCCUGGGAAGAGGGAUUGAUUGUGAAACCACUCUGGAAACUAGUUCUUUGAGUGGAAUAGGAGUCUCCUAACCACUCUCAGCACCCUUAACAAACAACAGUUCCCAGGAUUCUUUUGGAGAUUAUUCAAAGUGAUCAGAUGCUGUUUUAAAUGUCUAGUGCAGAUGUGGCCUUAGAGAUAUUCUACGCAUUGCAAACCAUGAAGUGGUAGAAUUCUGGACUGAAUCACUUCAGACUGUAGAUGGAGGGGUCAUAUUUUCCUGAAAUGCUCCCUUAUUUAGAAAGCCACCUGCACCCUGGAGAGGACUGCACCAAACCUUUCUCCCUGAUGUGCUAGCUCAUAGCGUACAGCAAGUUUCUUUAGAUGAAGGAACAUUGGCAAGCACCCCAUCUACAGUUCAAUGAUACAAUUCAGAAGUCUGCCAACUCGUUCUACGUAACACAUGGAACAGCUCUGUGCCGCUGCUGCGCAACCUGCAUCCGCAGAAGGUUAGUGCGAUCAGAGCAUCUGUCUAUUUCCUCUUUGCUUUUUCUUCUGGAAACAAGACACAGGCAGCUUUCUGUGCAUAGCACAUUCAAUGCCAGUGCCAAAGGUCAUGGAGCGUCUGGCUGUUGGGACAUUGCAAGAUGUGGUGCAUUCUUGGGAAAUAGCAAUGGAAUUCCAUGGCAUUGCCUGGCUGCUUCCUCGUAGGCCAAAACAGUGCAGAAUGUGCUCUGGCAGCUUCGAGAAGUGUGGGCCUGAGGUAGGGUUAACCCCGCUUCCUGUAGACGGCAACCUUCAAGCAAAGCUGCUCUGCACAGGGUGCAUGUUUUUUGAAGGGCUCUUCAGCCAUUGCACUUUGGCUUCAUUCUGCUUACAUGAAAGAGAAAAAAACCUUUCACAGAGGGGCUGCUAUUAAGCAAGGGCUCUGACCCUUGACACCUUUUUGACAACAAAGGGGAAGCUGGUUUGGGGUUUUUUGCAGAGAGACAGUUAAUGACUGCCUAAAAGCUAUCCCACUGGACCAGCCAGGAAGGGAAUAGCUGGAGCUUGAAACACAUAUAUUUUUGGUAGUGGUUAGGAAAUGGGCAGAUCUGACCAUUUCAGUUUCUCAAUUUCCCAAAUUUAAGUUCUCCACAUCAGUUUGGGACUUUAAAAACAGGUCCUUAUGAAAGUUCAGCACCAUUUUAGUGCAAAUUCCUUUUAAUAUACACAUUAUUGUAUGCAAUUUUACCUAAUAUAGACAUUUUUGCAAAGCAAAUUUCCCUAAUAUAAUGCAUUUUUGUAUUUGUUACUUUCACUAAUAUAUGCAUUUUUAUGCACACUUUGUCCAAAUAUAUUCAUUUUUGUACACAUUGCUUGACUGGAGAACUGCAUUGCAAAAUUCAGAGAAGUGCACAUUUCAAUGAAUGGCUGUGUUUUUGUUUGUGUAUUAUUUUGGAAAGUGCAAAUUGGUAGGCUCACCUUUAAAUUUGAACUGAAUUGCAUUUCUUCCCCAUCCCUUGCAGAGGUUGAACCUAGGAUCUUCUACAUGCAAAAACCCUGAGCAACAGCCCUUCUCCAUAAAAGGCACUUCCAAAUCCUUUAGGGGGAACCAAACAUUGAAGAGGAAGAUUCUUUAAACCAGGUCAAGCAGUAAGGUUUGGCGUUUCAGAUUCCACUCUUGGUAGGAGAGAAAGAGGGUAACCUCAGUCUUUAACUUCCAAUUUGAACUGUGCCUAGACAGAAAAUCUUGGAUGCUCCCACUGCAUUUCGAGGUUCUGGAUGCAACCGUAAGCAGAAAUUCUUAGAUCCCAGAAGCAGGACAAAAGACAGCUUGAGAGACCUGACCAGUACAGGAAAUACUGGGAUUCGUCGCCAGAAAGCUUUUCCUUGCCAAACAGCUAUCUUAAUUUUGUAGACCCAAGACAUUUGGCAACAACAGUCCCAAUCUGCUUUUUCACAGGAUAUACAGAGCUCCUAUAGAAGCCAAGAACAUUUCAUAUCCUAUGAAGAAGCUUAGAAAGAAGAUAGGGUUCAUUAUGACCUAAGGUUAGUUUCCAGAGCCAAACCACUAGACUUGCUCUUCACAUUCUCUCAGAUAUCCAGGAGAAUCCUUGGAUGGUCUCAUUUGUUUGCAAGAAAUGAUUACUAUCUUCCUUUUGCUCCUUUUUUUCUUGUUUCCCAUUACAACUGUACAUUUUUAUUUUUUUAGUAUAAAUCAUUGUACUGGUAUAAUACAUCUUCCAUUCAACAAAAGAUGAAUCCAAGCCACAAACUAUCUCUUGAGAUCUGAGAGAUAUAUACUGGGAGAUUUCUAAUAAUAGAGUUUCUAAUGUGCCCCUUUUAAAUAACUCAAGGCCAACCUCAAAAUUGGGAAUUAUGUUAACUUCCACACCCAUGCCUGCCCUAGGCAAUUCAGCCCUACCUCUAAUAACUGCAGUAAGACCACAUUUAUCAGGGGGCACAUCCAAAAUAUUUGCACAAACAGAAUUGAGGCAGGGGAGGAGAUGACUAAUUACUUAUAUUUAAACAUUGUGUGAUGCUAUCUGGAGGUUAGACACAAGGGUUGGCACUGAUGGUCCAAAAGCAGGAGUACUGCUGCAUUUACGGGUAAAGACAGAACAGGAUGUUCUUAUCAUCAGUUACUGUGGGUUCUUCUCAGCCAAGUGAACCUAGCUUUGCUUCUUGUCUUGCAAGUCAAAUGCUGGAUCAAAGCAGCACAUGCACAUUUAUUCAUUUAUGCACCCAUCCUUUGCCUUGCAAAAAAAUAAGUCACAGACUCUCAGAAUAUUGGCAGAGAGGGGAGAGGUAUGCUGCCGAUGUCAUGGGUACAGACCAGUAGGGCACCCAACUUAGCUAUCAUUUCUCUGACACAGUGGAAACUUGCAAAACCAUUCUUCUGCCCCCCAAACUUACUGGAGUAAGGUACAUGUGUUUUUUGAAAGCAGAAAAAGUGGAUUCAUACUGUUUCUGCUAUAUUUAAAAUGCUCUUCUGUCUUCACACCAUGCAUGAGGUCAUCUACCGGAAGUGAAAUUCCAGUCACUCUAACAAGAUGGUGGAGGUGGUCAUUGUUUUGAUUCAUUCUUCUCUCUAGCGAUUCAUUUCCAAACUCAAAGGUCACUGUGUGCGUCUUUUCUCUUAGGCUGUAAGUAACACCUCUUUGGAAUAUGCCCAGCAUUUUAGCCUGACACUUUCCUGCAGCUGUGUUAGAGAGAUGUUCGUUGUCAUAAAGCCUGUGCUAGACUUGGAAAUGGGGAGAGCAACAUCUCAUCUAUCAGUGCUGUCAGGGCAGCCUGCUGUUUGGUUUUCCCUUUUACAGAAAAAAAAUGAAUCCGCUGCUUCUUUUAAAGCCCAAUUUGGUUCUUCAUUCUGCUUGCGCUUUGCUGAGAAAAAGGAAAGAUGAAAAAGCAAAAUGUAUACAAACUCCUGAAAUAAGUGUGGUGUGGUGGGUGCCAACUGGCAAGCACCCAUGACACUGCCAACAGCAUGAGGGAAGUGGCCUUUCACAGGAGCUGUGGGCUGUUGCUAGAAGAAGCUUUUCCUAGUCUCAGCAGAAAGGGGAUUGGCUUCUCUCCUCCACUCAUGACAAUAUGCUCACUCACUCUUUGAACUACAAUGUUGAGGUCUAGUAGAACACUCCCUUAGUUUUCAUCGACAUGUCAUGUAUCUUGGGUUCCAUCCUUGGGAUGUUAUAAACCAUGAAACAACCUUCUCUUCUAAUCUCCAUCUUUUCAAACUUUUCCUACCCUCAAGGACCUCUUUUCACAUCAAUGUGCAUGCCAAAAAAAACCUUUGUAUGAUGCACAAGAUUACUGGGUUUUGUCAUAGGCCAGGGGUAGCCAACAUGGUGCCCACCAGAUGUUGUUGUUCAACUAUCAACAUGGCCAAUGAUCAGGAAUGAUGGGUUUUUUUAUAUUUAGAGUCCAGCAACAUCUGGAUGGCACCACAUUCAUUAUCCCUGUUCUAGGCUGCACUUUUCAGUUCACAUGGAGAACCCACCACAUUAGUUGGGCCGAACCACUGUGGCUGUACAUUGCAGUGGAAGAAAGACCAUUAAUGGAAGACAACUAGAACUUCUCAUGUUUCACAGGAACCCCAACAUUCCCCAGGACACAGUUUGAAAACCAUUAGAACUUCUGACAUCAUUUACUUCCGUUUGUUAUUUACUAAGUGGGAUUCCCACUUAACACUCUGCAUGAAAUUAUAGUUUUGAGAGCUCCCAGGAGAGAGGGAAAGCGCAAUUGCCACCAAACUCCCACCUAAAACAAGAUUCAAAGCAAAUUUGAGGGGUUCAUCUUCAAGUGAAGCUUUUGAGGACUUUCCAAGUGGAUAAAAGAGUGUUUUAGUUUGCUGCCCUGCACUCCUAGAAGGAUAUAAAUUAAUUGAUUGACUGAUUGAUUGAUAGAUGAGUCUGAAUAAAAGUGUUCAAAUUCCUCACAGGUGGCUCUGCGUAUGCCUGAGGUUGUUGCCCAGUUUCAGCUAAAAUGAUAUUCCAAGCAAAUGUAAAGUCUUUCUUAAGUGAUACAUCUGAGAAAUUUCAAGGGCCAGCCCACCUCCUAAAAAAGUCGUCUGGAGAUGGCUAAAGAUGUCUCAGAAGGAUUUCACACAUCCCUACUUAAACCAGUAUAGAGGUCCCUCCGGACAUCCUUUUUAUUUUGCAUUUGUGAUUAUUUGGGCUCAUGAUGCUAUUGGGGCGGUUGUAUGCGAUCCUGUUUUCAAUACUGCCAAGGUUGUACCUGCAAAGGUUUUAAGGCGGACUUACGGCUUUGUUUCCAAUCAGCACCUGUCCCGCAGCUUCCUGUUGAAAACCUGUUAACUUUUCAUACCAUAAAUGUUCUGGUUAGUGAGGUUUGUUUGUCUGGCUUUUAUUGCACUAUAGUGCAAGAGUACCCCUUGCAGAUGUCAAUAAAGCUGGAACACUGGGGAAGCAUAGUCAAGCAACGAAUAAAGUGGAAUGUUGUAUCAACCCACCAGUUAUGCACUAUGACUGCAUGAUGAAGAAUACAUGACUGUAAAGAAACAACUAAUCUGGAGGGGCCCUAAGUCUCUAGCAUAAAGAUGCCUCCUUAGGGAUCUUUGCAUUCAAAUUCUGUUCUGGUUGUCUUCAACACUAUCUUCCUGACCCUGCAUUGCCUACUUCUGUAACACUAAAGUCUCGUUGCAUUUGGAAUGCCUACAUGAAUUAGUCCCUUUUUCUUAAAAAUAAAUAAAAAUGUAGCAUUGAUGGUGAUGUACUUAAAGUAAGUUAUAUACAGGAUUUAUAUGUAUAUAUGUUUCCCUUCAGUGAAGGACUGUAGCAUUGUACUGAGCCUCUUGUAAAAGAUAUUUAUUUUGUGUACAGUACCUGUCUUUGGCGGGGCAGGAGAGAAAGGGUGACUGUUACAUAAUGCUGCUGCCUCUCCCACCUUCUCAGUUGCAUUUUGUGCGCGGGUUGGGAAAUCUUGCUUCUUUCCCGUAACUUGUAAAGCUGAUACAUCUGUACAGUUUGGUGUGCAGACCAAGAAAGCUGGUUCUGGUCAAGCUUUGCCAAACAAACAAAACAAGUUCUAAUUUUAGUAUAAUUUUUUAUUAGAAAAAAAUAAACUUUUUUUCCUCCUCCC
This is a messenger RNA of Rhineura floridana, 15847 nucleotides long. RefSeq names its product ADAM metallopeptidase with thrombospondin type 1 motif 8 (gene ADAMTS8). The record is from RefSeq and is a predicted model, not a curated record. NCBI's taxonomy places the organism in Eukaryota, Metazoa, Chordata, Lepidosauria, Squamata, Rhineuridae. Bases 552 to 3329 code for a protein of 925 amino acids. Gene Ontology annotation, biological process: proteolysis; extracellular matrix organization. Gene Ontology annotation, molecular function: metalloendopeptidase activity; zinc ion binding. The transcript is spliced from 9 exons.